AUGUUCCGCGCUCCCCUCCAGAGGCUUCGCAACCUUCUGCCCGCGAAAGGUGGUAGACGGCGAGAUGCGACCACCCAGGCGACCACGCCCAACGUUCACACCCUGACAUCCACGCUCAGCUCCAUGGACCUCAAUCAAUGCCCGACCCCGCUUCGGGACGUGAAUCCCGCUACGCUGCUUGGCGAGAACUCUUCGGUCCUGGGCCCCGAGGUGCUACAUGCGAUCAUGCAAAAUUGUAGCCCGCACGACCUCGCCAUGCUACACCAGACCUGCCGCGCCUUCCGCGACCACAUCGACGCGAAACCCGCCCUUUGGCGGUCGGCACGGAAGAGUGUGGCAGGGGCGCCCGAGCCCACUGCGCUUCCCCCCAAAGCCUCUUCGGGGCAGCCAGCGGUACCACCAGCAACGCAACCUACGGGACAGCAAGACUCUGAAAUGAGCGACGUCGAGGAGACUCCGACCGAGGCGGAGUGGGCGCUGCACCUAUUUACGGGCGCGCUCGAGAUCAAAAGAGGCUUCAUGGUUGUUCCCGGCCACUGGUUCGACUCGUACAACUCCCAGUGGAACAAGUCGCAGAAGAAGAACUUGGCACUCCUCGGUGACUUCGUCUGCAAGAAGGAGCGGCUCGGCUUCGACGCGCGCAAGCGGCGUGUGAGGGAGUUCAUGCGCACUCCGGCGUGCUUGCGCCUUUUACAUGCGUUCCGACGCGACCUGGAGGAUAUCGACUGGACGUCCUUCGAGAGCGCAUACCCUGCUAUGGUGGAUGAAAUCGCGCGAGCCAAGACGGGUCACCUUGCGAUGCUCCCCGUGGGCUUCCGCCUCCACUCCCGCGACAGGGUCGCCUGCCCGCAGUGCCAUCCUCCGCCAGCAGUACCUCGCCCGUACAAGGUCAUCCACAGGAAGCUCAUGUACCUUGGACCCGAUGGUCAACCGAUACUGGGCUGGAAGGAGCCGAAGAAGUACAUGAUCUCGAAUGGGCUGAAGGAUCAUUAUGAGGCGAAGCAUCCUAACGUCCCUCCAGCCCUCGUUCAAGUCACCCAUCCCUGUGUAGCUUGUCCUUCGCGCACGACCAAGGUCAAGCUCUAUUGCCCGCAGGGCAUGAUCGCUCAUCAUCAUCAUGCUCAUGGACCCAUCAACCCCGUCCGCUAG
Molecule: messenger RNA, 1149 nt
Organism: Schizophyllum commune H4-8
Lineage: Eukaryota; Fungi; Basidiomycota; Agaricomycetes; Agaricales; Schizophyllaceae
Exons: 7
Coding region: 1-1149 (382 amino acids)
Molecular function (GO): protein binding
Source: RefSeq, a predicted model, not a curated record